Molecule: messenger RNA, 1578 nt
Organism: Amoebophrya sp. A120
Lineage: Eukaryota; Dinophyceae; Syndiniales; Amoebophryaceae
Source: the annotation of a GenBank genome assembly
UCCUGACGGAGGCGAUGACGGUGAUGACGACAGCCCAAGGAAAACCACGUCGGAUGACGACGAAGAUAGUGAUGACGAGGACGUCGAGGAGAUGACCCCGAAGAGCACCUACAACCCGCGACAGCACCAGGGGCAAAAAGCAGGCGAAGGCGAGCCUGUGCCGGGCGAUAACUGGGAGGAGAUUUGUGCGUGGAAAAAGCUGAAUAACCCAAAGACCAUAUGAACUGCAACAGUAUCGUACUCGUAGUAAUUACUGCAGUUAUGCAUCACAAAUCUCUAUCUUAGAGCAAAUCCGGAUUAUACAAAUUCAAUUUGAAAUGCUGGGUCGAUUUGUAUUGCAAUUUAUACCAAUAAAAUACCAAUAGCACGAUACUUUUGCAAUUCAUACACCAUGUACAUCGACCAGUUUAGAGAUGGCAUCGACCGCGACACGAAUCGCGAGAUCGCGACUUUUAUCAACUGCAAAUAUAUCUGGGUCUGGAAGGUGGAUCCGAACUUGUCAUGCAAACUCUGGAUUACACAAAAAUUUGUGUUGCGUGAACGCCUAAAGCUGUCAACUUUUUGCUACGCAAAUAGCGAGUUUCUCAUGCAGGAUAGGCAUCAAGCGACCCCAAGAAAACUAUGUCAUGCUGCUGCGCGCAUUUUUGCAGGGCAUCUGUCUCUGUGUGACCCAAAAGAUGCAUGACAAACUUGCGCAAUCUUCCAGACCCAGACAUAAUAUUUGCAUUUGAUAACUUUCAUCGCGUUUUGUACCUUUUCGUCUGCUUUUUCGUCUACGUUCGCAUUGCUGGGAGGUGGCAAUGGAAGCAGGGGAGUUCGUGGUGCGCGCUCUCAUGACCUCAUGGCACAGAUGAUGAUGAUGCAGCAAGCAGUCGUGGGCGGUGGUGGUCCUCUGGGUGACUACAACGAUGCCCCAUUGGGAGAAUUGCUUUUCGGUGGCUAUGGCGGACAAGGCAGCUACAUGCUGAAUGACGUCGAUGACCAAGAAGAUGACACUGUCAGCUAUGACUUGCUCAAACGUUACAAUCCCAAACGUUACAAUAGAAUCUGGAAUCUGUGUUGCAUGAUGAGCAUAGCAGACUUGCACCGCGUUCCUGUAGUUCCACCUUUUGCAAUACAAAUUUCGCCAGAUCUUUGUAGUGGGUUUUGGGGCUCGGGAACUUGUCAUGCGCAAUCCUAUGAGAGGUGUUGGCUAGAUCUUGCACUCCUGCAUCACAGAUUUUCAUAUUCUAUUGCAACGUUUGAGAUUGUAACAUCUGAGGGGGUUAUAUCAGCCUGGUUAGCUGCCCGCAGGCACGCAUUGGGCUCGCCAACACGGACCGGGACAUGCGGCUUAUGCGGUUAUCCUCGUUAUUGGGCUUAUGAAAUGCAAAAACAUAAAGAUAAACAUCGUAGUAGGAUAUAUUGCAUUACAAAUUUUCCCAGAAGGACGAAAGGGACUUGUAGUGCUGAUUUUGCUGAGCAACAAGAUUUGUCAUGCAUAAUUGCAAUUAGCACGACUAUACGAUACUUUUUCACAGGAUAAGGCAACGGCAACAGCAACUCCAACUUCUUCGCGAACAACCACGAUGGAGAUCA